Molecule: messenger RNA, 2265 nt
Organism: Chanos chanos (milkfish)
Lineage: Eukaryota; Metazoa; Chordata; Actinopteri; Gonorynchiformes; Chanidae
Product: basement membrane-specific heparan sulfate proteoglycan core protein-like
Exons: 16
Coding region: 1-2265 (754 amino acids)
Biological process (GO): immune response; cell surface receptor signaling pathway
Cellular component (GO): external side of plasma membrane
Molecular function (GO): transmembrane signaling receptor activity; nucleic acid binding
Source: RefSeq, a predicted model, not a curated record
AUGGGGAGAACAUGCCAACUCCACACAGAUAGGACCCUGGCCGCCAGGCCGGGAAUCGAGCCCGAGACCUUCUUGCUGCUUUUCCGCAAGAAACUUCUCAUGAUGGGCAGAGGCAAAGAGCUCUCCCAAGACCUUUGCAACGAGAUUGUUGAGCAGCAUAGUAAUGGCACUGGUUACCAACAGAUUACCAAUCCCCAAAUGCAUGUCGGAGCUCGUUUGAAGUUUGCUGCAGAACAUGUGGAGAAGCCUGUAGAUUACUGGGAGAAUGUAGUCUGGUUGGACGAGACAAAAAAAAUCGAACUUUUUGGCAACGAUGUGACUCGCCAUGUUUGGAGGAGAAAUCCUCGUAGGUUGAAGACUGGAGACGGGAUAAAGAAGAGGCGGGACAAAGAAGAGGCGGGACAAAGAAGAGACGGGACAAUGAAGAGGCGGGACAAAGAAGAGGCGGGACAAAGAAGAGGCGGGACAAAGGAGCUGGUGAAUGAGGAACUGAAGGAGUGUGGAGGUGUCACUCCUCCAGUCUCUCGUUCUGGAAGGAGGAACUGGAUGUGUAAGCUGACCACAACUUCCUGGUACAGUCCAAUGCUGGGUUCACUCUUCUACUAUGGUCAAACUCAAGAAAAACUCAAACCUUCUCUGACCCUGCGUCCUCAGCGGAUAUUCAGUGGAGAGUCAGUGACACUCAGAUGUGAAAUUCCUGGAGGAAACAUAUCUUAUGUGGACUGGUAUAAAGAUCAAGAUGCAAAACCAGACUACAGAACAGAUAAUAAUCAAUAUGUAAUCAGUCCUGUAAAAACAUCUCACAGUGGCACUUAUACAUGUGCAGCACAUCUAUAUAACAGUAACAGCACUGACUGGAGUGAUGGUGUGACUCUCAGUGUGACAGCCUUACCCAGAGCUACACUGACAGUAAAACCAGAGACCACUGUGUACACUGGAGAGACAGUCAGUCUGAAGUGUGAGAUAGAGACUGAAAGUGGAUGGAGAUAUAAGUGGUAUAAAGGCAGCACUCAGACUGAAUUGUCUUCAUCUGUACGUCACACUGUAAGUGGAGACACACUGACCAUCAGAGGAGCUGUUGAGUUUGAUGCAGGUCAGUACUGGUGUGAGGGAAAGAGAGACAACAGACCCACAUCCUCAAAGCUAAGCAGUCCUGUCACUGUCACUGUGAAAGAGAGUCCAAAGGCUGUUGUGAUCCUGCAGCCUGAUAAACAGACAUUCAGAGGAGAGACUGUCACUCUCAGAUGUCAAAUACAGGGAGAGAGAGACACUGACUGGGAAUACAGCUGGUAUAAGAAGAGCUCUUCACUCAGUCCUGUCAGUAAAGAUCAGGAAUACACAAUCAGUCCUGUUUCUGAGUCCCACAGUGGUGAAUAUACCUGUAGAGGAAAACGCAGAAGAGAUUCACAGAACUCAGAGAUGAGUGAUGCUGUAACACUGACUGUGUCAUCAGGUGAGUUCCUGUCUCCUCCAGCCUCUCUGAUCAUCAGUCCUAGCAGAACUCAACACUUUACAUCUGAUUCUCUCUCACUGAACUGUGAGGUACAGAGUAACUCUACUGGAUGGACAGUGAGACGAUACACAGAUAAUGGAGAGGUGUCAGACUGUUCAUCAGACUGGGGAUCAGUAACAGGAUCUACAUGUAGCAUCAGCUCCCUCCAGUCAUCAGACAGUGGAGUGUACUGGUGUCAGUCUGACUCUGGAGGGAACAGUAAUCCUCUCAACAUAACAGUGACCAGCAGUGAUGUGAUCCUGGAGAGUCCUGUCCAUCCUGUUACUGAGGGACAUACUUUGACUCUGCGCUGUACAUAUAGAUAUAAGCCCGCGGACUUCACAGCUGAUUUCUUUAAAGAUGGAUUAGUCCUCCAGAAUCAGACUACAGGAGAGAUGACCAUCCCUACUGUCUCAAAGUCAGAUGAGGGUCUCUAUUGGUGUAAACACCAAGGGAGAAGAGAGUCACCAAAGAGCUGGAUCACUGUCAGAAACAGAGUCAAAGGUUCCUCCUCUGGCAGUAUAUCUGUAGCAGAAAGCCAGAACGACAGCAGUCAGACCUCCAGCCAGGAUCCCAACUCCGCACGAGGUUCGGGCACUCAGCCAGAACACUUGCCACAAAAGUCUGGAGACGCUGGCAUCUAUUAUAAUAUCGGUGCUUCAAAAGACAGAAACAAAGAUGACGUUGAAGAGGGACCGGACGACGUGACUUAUUCUGAGAUUGUGAUGAAAAACAUGAAAUUCAAGAAUAAAGGUCCAAGUGGACAAGAUUGA